AUGGAAAAGAUUCCUCCUCCACCGUACCCUGUUGCUGAGUUAGGAUACUCAGAUUUCACAGUAUUCGACUCCGCUGAGGCGUACGCCUAUACCAAUCCAGCAGUGUCACUUGCUGAACCCAUGUACCAGCCGGAGAUAAGCGUGGUCCAGCAGGGUCCUGUCUUCAUGCAGCCUGCGUUCCAGCCUGCCUCAGUGAUGAUGCAGCCAGAAGUAACGGUGGUGCAGCCUGCACCUGCUCCGGUGAUCAUGCAGCCCAUGCAGCCAGAAGUAACGGUGGUGCAGCCUGCACCUGCUCCGGUGAUCAUGCAGCCCAUGCAGCCAGAAGUAACGGUGGUGCAGCCUGCACCUGCUCCGGUGAUCAUGCAGUCCAUGCAGCCAGAAGUAACGGUGGUGCAGCCUGCACCUGCUCCGGUGAUCAUGCAGCCCAUGCAGCCAGAAGUAACGGUGGUGCAGCCUGCACCUGCUCCGGUGAUCAUGCAGCCCAUGCAGCAGCCGGUAACAGUGGUGAAGCCCGUAGUGGUUGUGACACCACGUGAUGUACCUGUACAGAUGCAGUGUACUUACUGCCAGCAGCACAUCCUCACGGUAACAAAGCCGGUCCCUGGACUCCUCACCUGGAUUAUAUUUGCUUCUCUCUUCGUGUUCUUAAUAUGGCCGUUCUGUCUGAUUCCUUUCUGUGUGCAUUCCUGCAACGACGUGGAGCAUCGGUGUCCUCUGUGCAGACAAGUUCUGCACAUUCACAAACGCAUGUGACACGCUCCACACCUGCGAAACCAGGAGCGCCACAAGAAUACCGAGCCAUCGAGGCUGUUUCAAAGAGAUCAACAGUUAUA
Messenger RNA from Electrophorus electricus (electric eel), 833 nucleotides. RefSeq lists its product as uncharacterized. NCBI's taxonomy places the organism in Eukaryota, Metazoa, Chordata, Actinopteri, Gymnotiformes, Gymnotidae. Gene Ontology annotation, molecular function: zinc ion binding. The record is from RefSeq and is a predicted model, not a curated record. Gene Ontology annotation, cellular component: cytoplasmic side of lysosomal membrane; nucleus; cytoplasmic side of late endosome membrane.